Molecule: messenger RNA, 1614 nt
Organism: Gekko japonicus
Lineage: Eukaryota; Metazoa; Chordata; Lepidosauria; Squamata; Gekkonidae
Gene: ACADL
Product: acyl-CoA dehydrogenase, long chain
Exons: 9
Coding region: 91-1062 (323 amino acids)
Biological process (GO): long-chain fatty acid catabolic process; fatty acid beta-oxidation using acyl-CoA dehydrogenase; carnitine metabolic process, CoA-linked
Cellular component (GO): mitochondrion
Molecular function (GO): long-chain fatty acyl-CoA dehydrogenase activity; flavin adenine dinucleotide binding
Source: RefSeq, a predicted model, not a curated record
AAACGCUCCAGCCGAGGGUUCCCACGGGCGCCAGGGGGCGCCACCCGCGGGCCUCCCUCGCCGCGUUUCUCCGCUUCCUGGGUCGGCGGCAUGGCUUCUUGGCGGCGGCUGGCGAGUCCUGCUCUCCGGGGGCUGGCCGGGCUCCGAGGCGAGGGGGCGGCCCCGGGCAGGUACCUUCACACCGAAAAUCAUGACACGGCACGCUUGGAAACCUCCUCCGCGAAAACUUUAAUGGACAUUGGAACUCGGAGGAUCUUCUCUUCAGACCAUGACAUCUUCCGACAAAGCGUCAGAAAAUUCUUCCAGGAGGCCGUGGUUCCGUAUCAUGCAGAAUGGGAGAAGGCGGGGCAGGUCAGCAGAGAACUCUGGGAAAAAGCUGGCCAGCAGGGGCUGCUGGGAGUCAACAUAGCGGAAGAACGUGGCGGCAUAGGAGGAGAUCUCUUCUCCGCAGCGGUCGUCUGGGAAGAACAUGAUUUGCAGGGCGUGCGGACGUUUGCCAAAAAGGACGGGAGCGACUGGAUCCUGAAUGGCAGCAAGGACACGGCAGAGCUCUUCUUUGAAGACGUCCGUCUCCCGGCCAGCGCGCUGCUUGGGCACGAGAACAAAGGAUUCUAUUACCUCAUGGCGGAACUGCCUCAGGAAAGGCUCCUGAUAGCUGAUAUGGCAAUUGCCAGUUGUGAAUUCAUGUUUGAAGAGACAAGAAACUACGUGAAACAAAGGAAAGCUUUUGGAAAAACGAUCGCCCAUCUGCAGACAGUACAGCACAAGUUGGCGGAACUGAAAACGCAGGUUUGCGUAGGCCGGGCAUUUUUGGAUAGCUGCCUCCAGCUUCACUCGGCAAAACGCCUGGACUCUGCCACUGCUUCGAUGGCCAAAUACUGGGCUUCUGAACUCCAAAACAGUGUGGCUACCCAGUGUGUCCAGCUCCAUGGCGGAUGGGGGUAUAUGUGGGAAUACCCAAUUGCCAAAUGUUUUGUAGAUUCUCGCGUCCAGCCCAUCUAUGGUGGUACCAAUGAAAUAAUGAAAGAGCUUAUUGCCAGAGACAUUGUAAGUGAUAAAUAGGUUGCUGGUUAUCCUGGUUCCCGAAUCCAAUUGCUGUCGGCCUGGAGUUCAAUUAUACAUGGAAAUGACUCUGGAGGAAGAAACUGUGCCUAGCUGAAGAAGAGGAAACGCUGUUAUUAAAAAUACUGUGCAAACACCGAAACAUAUCACCCUUGUUUCUUUUGUUGACCUGCAACUCUGUCAUUCGGCAGAGGUGUGAUUCCAAAAGACAAAAAAACUGUGUGAUGGUAUUAACAGGCAAAACAAACUAAAUUCUGGGUAUUAAUCUGAACUUGGAUCCUUUUAUUCUAGUGUAACUCAGUCUAGCCCUAAGCGUUAGAAUGGAACACACACAGAUUGGAAGAAUUGCUAUUGUUAUUGAAAAGAGGAAACCGCUCUGAGCUGGAAAGAUGCAGUAAUGGAAAAUCCUUGGAAAGGGUGAGACGCCAGCCUGUCCCUGACACACCCUAAUAAAAAAUGUAUAGUUCUUCUAACAGCCUUCACAUAUCUGUAUAAACCCAGAAAGUACUUGUCAGAGCUGAGAAACGAUCCGGGAUAUUAAUAAACUUUACA